AUGGUCCCAUACACACCCGGCCAGCGGGAAGAAACAACACACCUGCCCUCGACGGUGCGAACGGGGCUAGAACUCGAGCCACUCAGUCGGACACGGCUUUCUUGCCUUCGAUACGAUGAUUUUAUUCAUCGAUAUACCUACUUCUGGAGCAUAUACCUGAAUUUCCACUCUUGUCUUAGCAACACAACACAUACAGUUUCGUUAUGGCUAGCCGUCGUCAUGUCAGCAGUAAGAUACCUGUUCAUUCGAUCGAGAGGCCGAUUGAAUCUGAGCAUACCGAAAACCCAACUUGCUAUUUGUGGUGUUUAUGUUGCAGUCAUAAUGGUGUUGAUUCCAAACUAUUCUUUAUCUGGAUUGGAACCUAGCUUCGUUCCCGCUCACAACACAACGGUAUAUAAAAUCAAAAGCCUUCAAAUAUAUCUGAAAAACUCGACAACGAUGAAUGCAAUAAACGUAUGGCUAUUUGUUUUAGUUGGGAAAUUUAUCCCGUGCGUUUUAAUUUGCGUUUUGGGUUGUAUGUUGUUGAAAACGAUACAACAAAGCGUCCAACUGACGGAAUCCCUGAAAUUGACCUCUUGUUCGCGUAGAAUGCGUGCCCAUAGGAGGACAACAAUUAUGUUAUUGGCCAUAAUGGCAUUGUUUAUUAUAUCUUCUUUUCCCGUUGCAAUUCUGAUGCUUAUUUCGGUAUUUGUUGAUGGGUUCUUUAUGGAUUAUUAUAUGUUAUUUGCCGAUACUCUAGACAUUCUAUCUUUGAUCAACAACGCCAUAAACUUUGUGAUGUACUGCAGCAUGAGCAGACAAUUUAGAGACAGUCUGUGUGAGACACUGCCCUUGUGUAAAUUGGACAGCGGAAAAGGUGUUUACCAAUCUACAGCAACAACAACAAACGUACGUGCAUCGGCAGUAACGCAUCUGUAAACCCAUUAGAUGUACAUUUAACAUGAACCAUUACUCA
Messenger RNA from Dreissena polymorpha, 955 nucleotides. Its product is annotated as G-protein coupled receptor dmsr-1-like. Gene Ontology annotation, biological process: G protein-coupled receptor signaling pathway. The record is from RefSeq and is a predicted model, not a curated record. Gene Ontology annotation, molecular function: G protein-coupled peptide receptor activity. The coding region runs from base 1 to 918 and encodes 305 amino acids. NCBI's taxonomy places the organism in Eukaryota, Metazoa, Mollusca, Bivalvia, Myida, Dreissenidae. Gene Ontology annotation, cellular component: membrane. The transcript has 3 exons.